This is a messenger RNA of Ochotona curzoniae (black-lipped pika), 9217 nucleotides long. RefSeq names its product teneurin transmembrane protein 4 (gene TENM4). Gene Ontology annotation, cellular component: neuron projection; membrane. Gene Ontology annotation, molecular function: cell adhesion molecule binding; protein homodimerization activity; protein heterodimerization activity. The transcript has 29 exons. The record is from RefSeq and is a predicted model, not a curated record. Bases 1 to 8481 code for a protein of 2826 amino acids. NCBI's taxonomy places the organism in Eukaryota, Metazoa, Chordata, Mammalia, Lagomorpha, Ochotonidae. Gene Ontology annotation, biological process: heterophilic cell-cell adhesion; neuron development; signal transduction.
AUGGACGUGAAGGAGAGGAAGCCCUACCGUUCCCUUACCCGGCGCCGUGAUGCUGAGCGUCGUUACACCAGCUCCUCCGCCGAUAGCGAGGAGGGCAAAACCCCGCAAAAGUCCUACAGCUCCAGUGAGACCCUGAAGGCCUACGACCAGGAAGCCCGCCUGGCAUAUGGCAACCGCGUCAAGGACAUGGUACCGCAGGAGGCUGAGGAAUUCUGCCGUGCAGGUGCCAACUUCAGCCUACGUGAGCUGGGGCUGGGAGAGGUGACACCUCCUCAUGGGACCCUGUACCGGACAGACAUCGGCCUUCCUCACUGCGGCUACUCCAUGGGGGCGAGCUCAGAUGCCGACAUGGAGGCUGACACCGUUCUGUCCCCCGAGCACCCAGUGCGGCUGUGGGGCCGAAGCACACGGUCAGGGCGCAGCUCCUGCCUGUCCAGUCGAGCCAACUCCAACCUCACACUCACCGACACAGAGCAUGAGAACACAGAGACUGGUGCUCCCUUGCAUUGUUCGUCUGCUUCAUCAACCCCUAUUGAGCAGUCCCCCUCCCCGCCCCCCUCCCCUCCGGCCAAUGAGAGCCAGAGGCGGUUGCUAGGCAACGGUGUGGCCCAGCCAACCCCGGACUCAGACUCUGAGGAAGAGUUUGUCCCUAAUUCAUUCUUAGUUAAAAGUGGCUCCGCCAGCCUGGGGGUCGCAACGAACGAUCACCCUGGCGGCCUGCAGAACCACCCACGGCUCCGGACACCACCACCUCCACUCUCGCACGCCCACACCCCCAACCAGCACCACGCGGCCUCCAUCAAUUCCCUGAACCGGGGCAACUUCACUCCCAGGAGCAACCCCAGCCCAGCUCCCACGGACCACUCGCUCUCUGGAGAGCCCCCAACCAGCGGUGGGGCCCCGCCAGAGCCACCGGCACAUGCUCAGGACAACUGGCUACUCAACAGCAACAUCCCCCUGGAGACCAGAAACCUAGGCAAGCAGCCAUUCCUAGGGACAUUGCAGGACAACCUCAUUGAGAUGGACAUUCUCAGCGCCUCCCGCCAUGAUGGGGCUUACAGUGACGGACACUUCCUCUUCAAGCCUGGAGGCACCUCCCCACUCUUCUGCACCACGUCGCCAGGGUACCCCCUGACAUCCAGCACAGUGUACUCACCCCCGCCCCGCCCCCUGCCCCGCAGCACCUUUGCCCGGCCAGCCUUCAACCUCAAGAAGCCCUCCAAGUACUGCAACUGGAAGUGUGCGGCCCUGAGUGCCAUUAUCAUCUCAGCCACACUGGUCAUUCUCCUGGCAUACUUUGUGGCCAUGCACCUGUUUGGCCUAAACUGGCACCUGCAGCCGAUGGAGGGGCAGAUGUAUGAGAUCACGGAGGAUACAGCCAGCAGUUGGCCUGUGCCAACGGACGUCUCCCUAUAUCCCUCAGGGGGCACUGGCUUAGAGACCCCUGACAGGAAAGGCAAAGGAGCCACAGAAGGAAAGCCCAGUAGCUCCUUUUCAGAGGACAGUUUUAUAGACUCUGGAGAAAUCGACGUUGGGAGACGGGCCUCACAGAAGAUUCCUCCUGGCACUUUCUGGAGAUCUCAGGUGUUCAUUGACCAUCCUGUGCACCUGAAAUUCAACGUGUCUCUGGGGAAGGCAGCCCUGGUUGGCAUUUACGGCAGGAAAGGCCUCCCUCCUUCACACACGCAGUUUGACUUUGUGGAACUACUGGAUGGAAGAAGGCUGCUGACCCAGGAAGCACGGAGCCUGGAGGGACCCCAGCGCCAGUCUCGGGGCGUUGUACCCCCCUCCAGCCAUGAGACAGGCUUCAUCCAGUACCUGGACUCGGGAAUCUGGCACCUGGCUUUUUACAACGACGGGAAGGAGUCUGAAGUGGUUUCUUUUCUCACCACGGCAAUUGAGUCGGUGGAGAGCUGUCCCAGCAACUGCUAUGGCAACGGUGACUGCAUCUCCGGCACCUGCCACUGCUUCCUGGGUUUUCUGGGUCCAGACUGCGGCCGAGCCUCCUGCCCAGUGCUGUGUAGCGGGAAUGGCCAGUACAUGAAGGGCAGGUGCUUGUGCCACAGCGGUUGGAAGGGUGCCGAGUGCGAUGUUCCCACCAACCAGUGUAUCGACGUGGCCUGCAGCAACCAUGGCACCUGCAUCAUGGGCACCUGCAUUUGCAACCCUGGCUACAAGGGCGAGAGCUGUGAGGAAGUGGACUGCAUGGACCCUACCUGCUCCGGCCGGGGUGUCUGCGUGCGAGGCGAGUGUCACUGCUCCGUGGGAUGGGGAGGCACCAACUGUGAAACGCCCAGGGCCACGUGCUUGGACCAGUGUUCAGGCCACGGGACCUUCCUCCCAGACACCGGGCUUUGCAGCUGUGACCCAAGCUGGACUGGACACGACUGUUCUAUCGAGAUCUGUGCUGCUGACUGUGGGGGCCAUGGUGUGUGCGUGGGGGGCACGUGCCGCUGUGAGGAUGGCUGGAUGGGGGCAGCGUGCGACCAGCGGGCCUGCCACCCACGCUGCGCUGAGCAUGGGACCUGCCGUGACGGCAAGUGCGAGUGUAGCCCCGGCUGGAAUGGCGAGCACUGCACCAUCGAGGGUUGCCCUGGGCUGUGCAAUGGGAAUGGCAGAUGUACCUUGGACCUCAAUGGGUGGCACUGUGUCUGUCAGCUGGGCUGGAGAGGAGCUGGCUGUGACACUUCCAUGGAAACCGCCUGUGGUGACAGCAAAGAUAAUGAUGGAGAUGGCUUGGUGGACUGCAUGGACCCUGACUGCUGCCUCCAGCCGCUCUGUCACAUCAACCCCCUGUGUCUGGGCUCCCCUGACCCACUGGACAUCAUCCAGGAGACCCAGGCCCCUGUGUCCCAGCAGAACCUCCAUUCCUUCUAUGACCGCAUCAAGUUCCUCGUGGGCAAGGACAGCACACAUGUCAUCCCUGGGGAGAACCCCUUUGAUGGAGGGCACACGUGUGUCAUUCGUGGCCAAGUGAUGACAUCAGAUGGGACCCCCCUGGUUGGUGUGAACAUCAGUUUCGUCAAUAACCCUCUCUUCGGGUACACAAUCAGCAGGCAGGAUGGCAGCUUUGACCUGGUCACCCACGGAGGCAUUUCCAUCGUCCUGCGCUUCGAGCGUGCACCGUUCAUCACCCAAGAGCACACCCUCUGGCUCCCGUGGGAUCGCUUCUUCGUCAUGGAAACCAUCACCAUGCGCCACGAGGAAAAUGAGAUUCCCAGCUGUGACCUGAGCAGCUUUGCCCGCCCCCACCCCGUCGUCUCUCCCUCCCCGCUGACGUCCUUCGCCAGCUCCUGUGCAGAGAAAGGCCCCAUUGUGCCAGAAAUUCAGGCUCUGCAAGAGGAGAUCGCCAUCUCAGGCUGCAAGAUGCGGCUGAGCUACCUGAGCAGCCGCACCGCUGGCUACAAGUCCGUGUUGAGGAUCAGCCUCACCCACCCCACCAUCCCCUUCAACCUCAUGAAGGUCCACCUCAUGGUGGCUGUGGAGGGCCGCCUCUUCAGGAAGUGGUUUGCUGCUGCCCCAGACCUGUCCUACUAUUUUAUCUGGGACAAGACGGACGUCUACAACCAGAAGGUGUUUGGACUCUCAGAAGCUUUCGUUUCCGUGGGUUAUGAGUAUGAAUCCUGCCCAGACCUGAUCCUGUGGGAAAAAAGAACAGCCAUGCUGCAGGGAUAUGAAAUCGAUGCAUCCAAGCUGGGGGGCUGGAGCCUGGACAAGCAUCAUGCCCUCAACAUCCAAAGUGGAAUCCUGCACAAAGGAAACGGGGAGAACCAGUUUGUGUCCCAGCAGCCCCCUGUCAUUGGAAGCAUCAUGGGCAAUGGGCGCCGGAGGAGCAUUUCCUGUCCCAGCUGCAACGGCCUCGCUGAUGGCAACAAGCUCCUGGCUCCCGUGGCUCUCACCUGCAGCUCUGAUGGGAGCCUCUAUGUGGGUGACUUCAACUACAUCCGCAGGAUCUUCCCUUCCGGAAAUGUCACCAACAUCCUGGAGCUAAGCCACAGUCCAGCCCAUAAAUACUAUCUGACCACGGACCCCAUGAGUGGGGCUGUCUUCCUGUCCGACACCAACAGCCGGCGCGUCUUUAAGAUCAAGUCCACCACAGUGGUGAAGGACCUUGUCAAGAAUGCAGAGGUGGUGGCAGGCACAGGAGACCAAUGCCUUCCCUUCGAUGACACGCGUUGCGGAGAUGGCGGCAAGGCCACAGAAGCCACACUCACCAACCCCAGGGGCAUCACAGUGGACAAGUUCGGGCUGAUUUACUUUGUGGACGGCACCAUGAUCAGACGAAUCGACCAGAAUGGGAUCAUCUCCACUCUGCUGGGCUCCAAUGACCUCACGUCAGCCCGACCGCUCAGCUGUGAUUCUGUCAUGGAUAUCUCUCAGGUUCGCCUGGAAUGGCCCACAGAUUUGGCCGUCAAUCCAAUGGACAACUCUCUCUACGUCCUCGACAACAAUGUGGUCCUGCAAAUCUCUGAGAACCACCAGGUGCGCAUCGUGGCUGGGAGGCCCAUGCACUGCCAGGUCCCCGGCAUCGACCACUUCCUGCUGAGUAAGGUGGCCAUCCAUGCAACCCUGGAGUCAGCCACUGCACUGGCUGUAUCACACAAUGGGGUCCUGUACAUCGCUGAGACAGAUGAGAAAAAGAUCCACCGCAUCAGGCAGGUAACCACAAGUGGCGAGAUAUCACUUGUUGCUGGGGCGCCCAGUGGCUGUGACUGUAAAAAUGAUGCCAACUGUGACUGUUUCUCUGGAGAUGACGGGUAUGCCAAGGAUGCCAAGCUGAAUACCCCGUCUUCCUUGGCUGUGUGUGCUGAUGGGGAGCUCUACGUGGCAGACCUCGGGAAUAUUCGAAUUCGGUUUAUCCGCAAGAACAAGCCCUUCCUGAAUACCCAGAAUAUGUAUGAACUGUCCUCACCCAUUGACCAGGAACUCUACCUUUUUGAUACCAGUGGCAAACAUCUAUAUACCCAGAGCCUGCCCACGGGAGACUUCCUGUACAACUUCACCUACACUGGCGACGGUGACGUCACGCUCAUCACAGACAACAACGGCAACAUGGUGAACGUGCGCCGGGACUCCACUGGGAUGCCCCUCUGGCUGGUGGUCCCAGAUGGCCAGGUGUACUGGGUGACCAUGGGGACCAACAGCGCACUCAAGAGCGUGACCACACAAGGACACGAGUUGGCUAUGAUGACCUACCAUGGCAAUUCUGGCCUUCUGGCAACCAAAAGCAAUGAGAAUGGAUGGACAACGUUUUAUGAGUACGACAGCUUUGGCCGCUUGACAAAUGUGACCUUCCCUACUGGCCAGGUGAGCAGUUUCCGAAGCGAUACAGACAGCUCUGUGCACGUCCAAGUCGAAACUUCCAGCAAGGAUGACAUCACCAUCACUACCAACCUGUCAGCCUCAGGGGCCUUCUACACGCUGCUGCAAGACCAAGUGCGUAACAGCUACUACAUCGGGGCGGAUGGCUCCCUGCGGCUGCUGUUGGCCAAUGGCAUGGAGGUGGCACUGCAGACGGAGCCCCACCUGCUGGCGGGCACCGUGAACCCCACCGUGGGCAAGAGGAACGUCACCCUGCCCAUUGACAAUGGUCUCAACCUCGUGGAGUGGCGGCAGCGCAAGGAGCAGGCUCGGGGCCAGGUCACUGUCUUUGGGCGCCGGCUGCGGGUUCACAACCGGAACCUCCUGUCCCUGGACUUCGACCGUGUGACACGCACAGAGAAGAUCUAUGAUGACCACCGCAAGUUCACGCUUCGGAUCCUGUAUGACCAGGCAGGGCGGCCCAGCCUUUGGUCGCCAAGCAGCAGGUUGAAUGGUGUCAAUGUCACAUACUCCCCUGGGGGCCACAUUGCCGGCAUCCAACGGGGCAUCAUGUCGGAGAGAAUGGAAUAUGACCAGGCGGGCCGCAUCACAUCCAGAAUCUUUGCCGAUGGGAAGACAUGGAGCUACACAUACUUAGAGAAGUCCAUGGUGCUGCUGCUGCACAGCCAGCGACAGUAUAUCUUCGAGUUUGACAAGAAUGACCGCCUGUCAUCCGUGACAAUGCCCAAUGUGGCCCGGCAGACACUGGAGACCAUCCGCUCUGUGGGUUACUACAGGAACAUCUACCAGCCCCCCGAGGGCAAUGCUUCGGUCAUCCAGGACUUCACGGAGGAUGGGCACCUGCUCCACACCUUCUACCUGGGCACCGGCCGCAGGGUGAUCUACAAGUAUGGGAAGCUGUCAAAGCUGGCUGAGACCCUAUACGACACCACCAAGGUGAGCUUCACCUAUGAUGAGACAGCGGGCAUGCUGAAGACCAUCAACCUGCAGAACGAAGGCUUCACCUGCACCAUCCGCUACCGACAGAUCGGGCCCCUGAUUGACCGGCAGAUCUUCCGCUUCACCGAGGAGGGUAUGGUCAAUGCCCGCUUCGACUACAACUAUGACAACAGCUUCCGGGUGACAAGCAUGCAGGCUGUGAUCAAUGAGACACCACUGCCCAUCGACCUCUACCGCUAUGAUGAUGUGUCCGGCAAGACAGAGCAGUUUGGGAAAUUCGGCGUCAUCUACUAUGACAUCAACCAGAUCAUCACCACAGCAGUUAUGACCCACACAAAACACUUCGAUGCUUAUGGCCGGAUGAAGGAGGUGCAGUAUGAGAUCUUCCGCUCACUCAUGUACUGGAUGACUGUCCAGUAUGACAACAUGGGGCGGGUGGUGAAGAAGGAGCUAAAGGUGGGACCCUACGCAAACACCACCCGCUACUCCUACGAGUAUGAUGCCGAUGGGCAGCUGCAGACGGUCUCCAUCAAUGACAAACCACUCUGGCGCUACAGCUAUGACCUCAACGGAAACCUGCACCUGCUGAGCCCGGGCAACAGUGCCCGACUCACCCCACUGCGGUAUGACCUCCGGGAUCGCAUCACCAGGCUAGGUGAUGUGCAGUACAAGAUGGAUGAAGAUGGCUUCCUGAGGCAGCGGGGUGGCGAUGUCUUCGAGUACAAUUCAGCAGGUCUGCUCAUGAAGGCCUACAAUCGGGCCAGUGGCUGGAGCGUCAGGUACCGCUACGAUGGCCUGGGCCGCCGGGUGUCCAGCAAGAGCAGCCACAGCCACCAUCUGCAGUUCUUCUAUGCAGACCUGACGAACCCCACCAAGGUCACCCACCUCUACAACCACUCCAGCUCAGAGAUCACCUCACUCUACUAUGACCUACAGGGCCACCUCUUUGCCAUGGAGCUGAGCAGUGGCGAUGAGUUUUAUAUUGCUUGCGACAACAUUGGCACGCCCCUUGCAGUCUUCAGCGGCACGGGACUGAUGAUCAAGCAGAUCCUGUACACAGCCUAUGGGGAGAUCUACAUGGACACCAACCCCCACUUCCAGAUCAUCAUCGGCUACCACGGUGGUCUCUACGAUCCACUCACCAAGCUCGUGCACAUGGGCCGCCGGGACUACGACGUGCUGGCUGGACGCUGGACCAGCCCGGACCACGAGCUCUGGAAGCACCUGAGCAGCAGCAACAUCAUGCCCUUCAACCUCUACAUGUUCAAAAACAACAACCCUAUCAGCAAUUCCCAGGACAUCAAGUGCUUUAUGACAGAUGUCAACAGCUGGCUGCUCACCUUUGGAUUCCAGCUGCACAACGUGAUCCCUGGCUAUCCACCGCCAGACACAGACGCCAUGGAGCCAUCCUACGAGCUCGUCCACACACAGAUGAAAACACAGGAGUGGGACAACAGCAAGUCUAUCCUCGGAGUACAGUGUGAAGUGCAAAAGCAACUCAAGGCCUUCGUCACCUUAGAACGCUUUGACCAGCUGUAUGGCUCUAGCAUCACCAGCUGCCAGCAGGGCCCCAAGACCAAGAGAUUUGCUUCCAGCGGCUCAGUCUUUGGCAAGGGGGUCAAGUUUGCCCUGAAGGAUGGCCGAGUGACCACAGAUAUCAUCAGCGUGGCCAACGAAGAUGGGCGGAGGGUGGCUGCCAUCCUGAACAAUGCCCACUACCUGGAGAACCUGCACUUCACCAUCGGCGGUGUGGACACCCACUACUUUGUGAAAACGGGGCCUUCUGAAGGCGACCUGGCCAUCCUGGGCCUCAGCGGGGGGCAGCGAACCCUGGAGAACGGGGUCAAUGUCACCGUGUCCCAGAUCAACACAAUGCUCAACGGUAGGACUAGACGCUACACAGACAUCCAGCUCCAGUACGGGGCACUGUGCCUGAACACCCGCUAUGGGACGACAGUGGACGAGGAGAAGGCGCGGGUGCUGGAGCUGGCGCGGCAGAGGGCUGUGCGCCAGGCCUGGGCCCGUGAGCAGCAGCGACUGCGGGAAGGGGAGGAAGGCCUACGGGCCUGGACCGAGGGGGAGAAGCAGCAGGUGCUGAACACGGGGCGGGUACAGGGCUACGACGGUUUCUUCGUCAUCUCCGUCGAACAGUACCCAGAACUGUCCGACAGCGCCAACAACAUCCACUUCAUGAGACAGAGCGAGAUGGGCCGAAGGUGACAGAGAGGGCCAAGGCCUGGACUUCUUGCCAAAGACAGCUACUCUUUUGUGGCCACGUACCUGACUGUGUUGUACUCAGAAAAACAAAACAAAAACAUUUUUUUAACAAGUGCAGAAAACGGAGAAAAAAAAAGAUACUGGUUGCAUUGUAAUUCAUGCAACAUCCUUUUUUUUAAAGAAAAAAAAAACACAAAUUUGGCCUUCACACAUUUUUUUGCAAAGAACAGAAGGUAUUUUUUUCUGUAGUGUGAUCGCAAUGAAAACUCUAUUGUCUUUUGUCCCCCUUUUUCCUUGAGGAAUUCUUCCUUGUUGUUUGGGGUCCAUCUCCAGGGGAAGGGGGUGUCCCUCGUAUGUCCCGAGGUCCCGCAUGUUAUGUGGGACUUGAAAGUCUGUGCUGACUCGUCUUGUGUGCAGCCCUUUCUGCUUCGUUUGGGCAGGAGUGCAGGGUGUGGAAACCUGUGGGCCAAUGCCGCACCCCUUCUGAGGGGAACAGGCCCUAAGGACCCAGGGCCCUUGGACAAGGCUCUGGCAGACAAAAGGUGGAUUUGUAUUUCCGGGUGCUGUACCUCCAAAGGACUCUAGGGGAGUCUCAUGAUGUCAUCCAUCAAGCUACCCCCACCUCCUGCCCAAGCUUUCUGUGUUGAUGCUCAGUGAGACCCCUGCCCCUUCUGCAAAUCCUGUGUCAUUGUCGGUGCCACUCUCAUGCUGGGAUAGACAAAGUGUUUCCUGGGUCCUU